Messenger RNA from Aspergillus chevalieri, 1191 nucleotides. RefSeq lists its product as uncharacterized. NCBI's taxonomy places the organism in Eukaryota, Fungi, Ascomycota, Eurotiomycetes, Eurotiales, Aspergillaceae. The coding region runs from base 1 to 1191 and encodes 396 amino acids. The record is from RefSeq and is a predicted model, not a curated record. The transcript is spliced from 3 exons. Gene Ontology annotation, biological process: endoplasmic reticulum tubular network organization. Gene Ontology annotation, cellular component: endoplasmic reticulum tubular network.
AUGGUCUCUCUCUGGCCUUGGAAGGGCGAGGACAACUCCCCAGCGCACUUCGAGAAGACGCUCGCCGCUCUUUCGACCAAGAUCAACGAUUCAACCGCGCGUUUAGACACCCACCGUCAGAAUGCCCGCCGUUUCAAAGCUCUCUGGACGCUAUACACCACCUUCGCGUACCUCCUUUACUCGAUCAUCUUAGCUCUCGUCCUUGGCUGGCAGAAUUGGGGAAUUGUCGAAUACUCUGCUGUUUCUGGUGGGCCAGUUCUGAUCUACGUCGUUAGGACAUUGGCCAGCCGAUUCUUCGAUUACCGCAUUUCCAAGACGCAACAACACUUAGACGAUCUGAAUAAACAACGAGACACUACCAUCGAGAAACUCAAAGCGGCUACCAAAUACAAUUCGACCCAACAAUUGCUUGAGAAGUAUGGCGGGGAGUCCCCUAAACCGUCACCAUCAAAGAGCGACGAUGAAAAGCCCAACAUGUUGGAAACCCUGCGUAAACCGUCAACGCCGCAACAACAACCGGUAGCACGCACAGGACUGGCUCCGCCGCCCACAGCUAACAUUCGACGACGACCUGUAACUCCUUCAGCGCCAUCGCCUUCCAACCCGUCCCCGCCGCCUCCGUACGGAACACAAACCCAGCCUCGAUCCCUUCCUCAAACCCCUCCUCAACCUCCGCUACCACAACAACCUGUCAAUGAGCCUGGAUUUGCCCCGAAUGCCUUCCCGAGAUCCUCCCAAUAUAUCGAACAAUCCCACUGGUACGACCGUCUCUUGGAUGUCCUCUUAGGAGAAGACGAAACACAACCCAAGAACCGGGUCGCAUUGAUCUGCCGUGCAUGUCGACUGGUCAAUGGCCAGGCACCACCUGGGGUCCGGACCCUGGAAGAAAUCGGUCGCUGGCGGUGCGGAGGCUGCGGAGCAUGGAACGGCGAGGAGAGCGAGGCAACAAAGGUUCUCGCGAACAUCCGCAACUCCCAAUCUAGCGCUGGAGAGUCUACAUGGGAACCCGUGUCUAGGCCCGAUGCGGACAGCCAUUCGUUUGCUGGAGACGCUGCUGAGGGGGCGGUUAUGGUCCCUGCGAGUGACCCUAGUCCAGAAGCAUCUGAAGGGGGGCCAGCGGAAGAAGAUGAAGAGCCCCAGUCCACCAGGCUAACUCGUAGCAAGGCAAAGGGUGGGAAUAGAAAAGGAUGA